CUUCAGCUUCACUCAACCCGUCUGCUGCCACUGAAUCAGACACGGUCUCUUUUCCGAGUCGAGAUUCGUCAUCGUGUUGUGUGUUGGUGUCAAAGUAUCGCAUUAUCUGACUGACUUGUCAAUCUCCCAACACCGACAACCCAUCCUAAGACUCAGCGUCCCAGUCUUCCUUGCCCCCAGAAUUCAGCCAUGACAGGUGCUCAGUUAGAUCUCAUCUACUCUUCACCUCACUUCUCAGCACCAGGUCCAGAAAUCAUCGACCAAAAGCUGAAAGAGAGAGAGAAUCUUAUCUACCAAGAGGGGGUCCUAAUUGUGAAAGUUGCUCCUCAAGUCGUCGUUAAAUUUGGCCCUUCUGUCACGAUCCAUGAAGCCAAGAAUAUGAUUUAUGUCGCAAAAAAUACUUCAGUUCCGGUACCGACAGUAUUUGCUUGCUACACUUAUGGUCCCAUCGACAGGGACGUUGAAGAUUAUGGUAGUCUCUUUGACACAUACAUAUUCAUGAGCUUCAUCGAUGGCCAGACGCUUGAUACCGUAUGGGACUCAUGCAGUGAACAUACGAAAGCAGCUAUUGCAGCUCAGCUGAAAUCAUAUAUGGAAGAGAUUCGCAACAUCGGCGAUGGUUCCUAUAUCGGUUCUGUCGAUCACGGCCCUGUCACAGACCAAAUACUUUCAAAUCAUCACACUAAAGGGCCUUUCCUAUCAGAAGAAGAGUUCAAUAAAGCAAUCAUUGAUGCUUAUGAAGCGAAUUUUCCCAAACGUCACAUCAGAGCGUUAUUAAGUGGAAUGCUCUUUCAGAAUAAGCACCGCAUCGUAUUUACUCACGGUGACUUUAGGCCUCGGAAUAUCAUGGUGAAAGACGGAAAGGUCACUGGUAUUAUCGAUUGGGAAUUAAGUGGAUGGUACCCUGAAUAUUGGGAAUUUGUCAAGUCCUUGUACGUCUGGAGGUGGCAGAACGACUGGUAUGAUUACUUGGUAAAGAUUCUUCAGCCAUAUUAUGCCGAGUAUGCAUUUCAUACAUUCUUGGCUCAGGAGUUAUGGUGAUGAUGGUAUGAUACAACUUGCCACUCAAAGUGCAAGUAUAGUCGCUUUAUCGGACCACCACCCUGGACCACGACUUUUGAAUCAUCUGCAUUCUAUAUGACAAACGAGUCUCUCAAGCUAAUUCACCCUUCACUUCAGCCAGAACAUCAUCGACCCAGUUGGAACAGUUUCUUGCCGGUGGGUCAGGGCGUGCUUCGGUAAGAGUCCUAGGAUCAUGUGGCGGCGGAUGCUUCGCAGCGAUAUCUUCGAAACGGAUCUGCUCUCUCCAAAUCGGUACCCGGGUCUUCUCUCGUAGAUCAUACCCAUUCCAACAUCCCCCUUGACAUGGUAAAAUCUUCCUGCCUUUUGGUUGGGGCUCUGUGCGGGUACCAAUGCGAUACCUUCGUGGUCAGGGCCGCGAGCUUGCUCAAAGCGGACUCGGUAGACGUUGUAGAUCGUAGUGUCGGUGGACAUGUUGGAGGGUUCAGUAAAGGAUCUCACAGAUGGUAUUUAUGAUAUGGUAUGAUGGUAUCUCACUAAUAUCGAUGAAUUGAGGAAUCGAAGCAGAAUCUCU
Messenger RNA from Monascus purpureus, 1594 nucleotides. The record is from the annotation of a GenBank genome assembly. Lineage: Eukaryota; Fungi; Ascomycota; Eurotiomycetes; Eurotiales; Aspergillaceae.